Messenger RNA from Penicillium verhagenii, 192 nucleotides. RefSeq lists its product as uncharacterized. The transcript has 2 exons. The record is from RefSeq and is a predicted model, not a curated record. The coding region runs from base 1 to 192 and encodes 63 amino acids. NCBI's taxonomy places the organism in Eukaryota, Fungi, Ascomycota, Eurotiomycetes, Eurotiales, Aspergillaceae.
AUGCAGUUCAUCACCGUUAUCAUUGCUACCCUGGCCGCUGUUGCCACUGCUACUCCUUCUCCCGAUGCCUUUGAGAAGCGCACCUGCGUUGGUACAGUGGCCCCUCUUGCUGCGACGGAUGGCAAUGUGUUGGUGCUACUGAGUGGAACGCUGGCGUUUGCAUUCCCCAAUACUAGAGAGAUGAAACCGUGA